Molecule: messenger RNA, 1822 nt
Organism: Cornus florida
Lineage: Eukaryota; Viridiplantae; Streptophyta; Magnoliopsida; Cornales; Cornaceae
Product: 7-dehydrocholesterol reductase
Exons: 13
Coding region: 90-1400 (436 amino acids)
Biological process (GO): brassinosteroid biosynthetic process; sterol biosynthetic process
Cellular component (GO): endoplasmic reticulum membrane
Molecular function (GO): oxidoreductase activity, acting on the CH-CH group of donors, NAD or NADP as acceptor
Source: RefSeq, a predicted model, not a curated record
GUAUGAACAAAUAAACAGCGCACACAGGCACCGGUCGAGUCUUCUCCGAGUCAAGAAGCUAGAGAGAGAGAGGUCGCGGAGCAGGAAAGAUGGGAGAGGCAGCGAAGACGAUGGUGCACUCACCAAUGGUUACAUACGCAUCGAUGCUCUCACUUCUCACUCUAUGCCCUCCCUUCGUGAUUCUACUAUGGUAUACUAUGGUACAUGCUGAUGGGUCUAUAAUUCAGACUUGGGCCUACCUAAGGCAGCAUGGGGUGCAAGGAUUCAUAAGCAUUUGGCCAAAACCUACUGCAAUUGCAUGGAAAAUAAUUGCUUGUUACGCAGCAUUUGAGGCUGCCCUUCAGCUUUUACUACCAGGCAAGAGAGUCGAGGGACCGAUAUCUCCUGCCGGGAAUAGGCCUGUCUACAAGGCAAAUGGAUUGGCAGCAUAUGCAGUGACUUUGAUUACUUAUCUCAGCCUUUGGUGGUUCGGAAUAUUCAACCCCACAAUCGUCUAUGAUCAUUUGGGAGAAAUAUUUUCAGCACUCAUUUUUGGCAGCUUCAUCUUUUGUAUUUACUUAUACAUAAAAGGUCUUGUAGCACCAUCUUCUACUGAUUCUGGUUCUUCUGGAAACAUUAUAAUAGAUUUCUAUUGGGGCAUGGAGCUGUAUCCUCGCAUUGGCAAGAACUUUGACAUCAAAGUUUUCACUAACUGCAGAUUUGGGAUGAUGUCUUGGGCAGUUCUUGCAGUGACCUAUUGCAUAAAGCAGUAUGAAGCAAAUGGGAGAGUGGCUGAUUCCAUGCUUGUAAAUACUGCAUUGAUGCUGGUGUAUGUCACAAAAUUUUUUUGGUGGGAAGCUGGAUAUUGGAACACAAUGGAUAUUGCGCAUGAUCGAGCUGGGUUUUAUAUAUGUUGGGGAUGCUUGGUUUGGGUUCCAUCUGUGUAUACGUCUCCUGGCAUGUACCUAGUCAAUCAUCCCUUGAAUCUUGGCACUCAGCUUGCUCUUUCUAUUCUUGUAGCAGGCAUUCUAUGCAUAUACAUUAACUAUGACUGUGACAGGCAAAGGCAAGAAUUUCGCAGAACAAAUGGCAAGUGCUUGGUUUGGGGAAAAGCCCCAUCUAAGAUUGUCGCCUCAUACACUACUUCUUCUGGUGAGACCAAGACCAGCCUUCUCCUGACCUCAGGAUGGUGGGGUUUAUCACGUCAUUUCCAUUAUGUACCAGAAAUAUCGGCUGCUUUUUUCUGGACUGUACCAGCUCUUUUUAACCAUUUUCUACCUUACUUCUAUGUAGUGUUUCUUACUAUCCUUCUUUUCGACCGAGCCAAACGUGAUGAUGAUAGAUGUCGUUCGAAGUAUGGAAAAUACUGGAAACUGUAUUGCGAGAAGGUACCCUACAGGAUUAUACCCGGAAUCUACUAAGAGUUUGUGAGUUAGCCCAACCUCACCUUGAAUCUACUCUGGGUAUCUAUGGCACUUGAAGAGCGACACCUGAACGUGCUUUGUCUUUUUCGGAUUUAAUUAUUUAAUACUGGUUGAAUGGCUGUGGUAGUUGAAAGUUCUGUAGCAUGAGUCUCUGUCGUAAUCUUUGGCAUGCCAUGUUUUCCUUCAAAAGCCAGUAUUUGGUUUCCUCUACAUUUCUCCUUCUGGAAGUGUGGCUAAUUGAGUGGUAGUUGUGGGAAUGGUGGUACGUGGCUUGAGUGAUAAGGCGGCCUCCAUUUCGUGAGAGAAUUUGUUAGAAAUAUUUAAAAGCAGUGUUAGAGCGUAUUAUAUAUCAAUCUCGAAUCGUACUUCUUCUUAAGACAUAGUUUCAGUCGAAUAACAUGCUAGUGUAUCUUUUCUUA